This is a messenger RNA of Marasmius oreades (fairy-ring Marasmius), 847 nucleotides long. It is a transcript of the gene GSP1, whose product is annotated as GTP-binding nuclear protein gsp1/Ran. The record is from RefSeq and is a predicted model, not a curated record. Gene Ontology annotation, biological process: ribosomal subunit export from nucleus; protein import into nucleus. Gene Ontology annotation, molecular function: GTPase activity; GTP binding. NCBI's taxonomy places the organism in Eukaryota, Fungi, Basidiomycota, Agaricomycetes, Agaricales, Marasmiaceae. Gene Ontology annotation, cellular component: cytoplasm; nucleus. The coding region runs from base 53 to 712 and encodes 219 amino acids. The transcript is spliced from 7 exons.
CAUCUCUUUCCUUACACAUUCACCAGACUCUUUUUUCACUUAGACCUUUGUAAUGGCUGAGCAACUAUCACAAACGGCGACCAUUCCUACAUUCAAGCUUGUCCUCGUCGGUGACGGUGGUACCGGGAAAACGACAUUCGUCAAGCGCCACUUGACCGGUGAAUUCGAGAAGAAAUACAUCGCAACCCUCGGUGUCGAAGUCCACCCUCUCACUUUCUCAACCAAUUUCGGUACCAUCUGUUUCAACGUUUGGGAUACUGCAGGUCAAGAGAAGUUUGGUGGGCUUCGGGAUGGAUACUACAUUCAGGGACAGUGCGGUAUCAUCAUGUUUGAUGUUACAGCACGGAUUACCUACAAGAACGUUCCCAACUGGCAUCGCGAUUUGGAGCGGGUCUGUGAGAACAUCCCCAUUGUCCUUUGUGGUAACAAAGUCGACGUGAAGGAAAGAAAAGUGAAGACCGGUGCCGUCACCUUCCACAGAAAAAAAAAUCUCCAGUAUUUUGAGAUCUCCGCCAAAUCCAACUACAACUUCGAGAAGCCAUUCUUGUGGCUGGCGAGGAAGUUAGUCGGCAAUCCGGCAUUGGAAUUCGUGGCCGCACCUGCUUUGGCCCCAGCAGAUGUCCCUGUUGACGCUGCUCUCAUGGAACAAUAUAACAAAGAAUUGCAGCAGGCCGAGGCUGUUCCAUUGCCUGAGGAGGACGAUGAUCUUUAACUUACUCUAUCAUCCUCCAGACAUCCUUUCUCCCGUUCACGAUGUCCCCAAAAUCACGACCACCUAUCUUCUGUACUGUUUUCCCUCCGGAACGUGGCACUUGUCCCAUCAUAACCAGUACUAAUAUCAUCACGA